GGAGGCCUCAGCAGAGAGAGAAGUGGCCAGAGAGGCCCAGGGGACAGCCAGGGACAGGCAGACAUGCAGCCAGAGCCCCGAGGCCUGGACAGGGGCUGCCGGGCCCCGUGACGGGAGGACCCCGAGCCCCUGGCCCGGGGAGGGGCCAUGGUGCUGCCUGUCCAACAUGUCAGCCGAGGUGCGGCUGAGCCGGCUCCAGCAGCUGGUGCUGGACCCUGGCUUCCUGGGGCUGGAGCCCCUGCUCGACCUUCUCCUGGGCGUCCACCAGGAGCUGGGGGCCUCCGACCUGGCCCAGGACAAGUAUGUGGCCGACUUCUUGCAGUGGGUGGAGCCCAUCGCGGCGAGGCUUAAGGAGGCCCGUCUGCAGAGGGAGGACUUCGAGAUUCUGAAGGUGAUCGGACGCGGGGCGUUCAGCGAGGUGGCGGUGGUGAAGAUGAAGCAGACGGGCCAGGUGUAUGCCAUGAAGAUCAUGAAUAAAUGGGACAUGCUGAAGAGGGGCGAGGUGUCGUGCUUCCGCGAAGAGAGGGAUGUGUUGGUGAACGGGGACCGGCGCUGGAUCACAGAGCUGCACUUCGCUUUCCAGGAUGAGAACUACUUGUACCUGGUCAUGGAGUACUACGUGGGCGGGGACCUGCUAACGCUGCUGAGCAAGUUUGGGGAGCGGAUCCCGGCAGAAAUGGCGCGCUUCUACCUGGCUGAGAUUGUCAUGGCCAUAGACUCGGUACACCGGCUGGGCUACGUACACAGAGACAUCAAACCCGACAACAUCCUAUUGGACCGCUGCGGUCACAUCCGUUUGGCCGACUUCGGCUCCUGCCUCAAGUUGCGGGCAGACGGAACGGUGCGGUCUCUGGUUGCUGUGGGCACGCCGGACUACUUGUCCCCCGAGAUCCUGCAGGCGGUGGGCGGCGGGCCCGGGAUGGGCAGCUACGGGCCCGAGUGUGACUGGUGGGCGCUGGGAGUGUUCGCCUAUGAGAUGUUCUACGGGCAGACGCCCUUCUACGCCGACUCCACCGCUGAGACCUACGGCAAGAUCGUGCACUACAAGGAGCACCUGUCUCUACCACUGGCCGAUGGGGGGAUUCCUGAGGAGGCUCGAGACCUCAUCCAGCAUCUGCUGUGUCCCCCUGAGAUGCGGCUGGGCCGGGACGGAGCAGGUGAUUUCCAGAAUCAUCCUUUUUUCUUUGGCCUUGACUGGGACGGUCUCCGAGACAGCGUGCCCCCUUUUACGCCGGAUUUUGAGGGUGCCACUGACACGUGCAACUUCGAUGUGGUGGAAGACGGGCUCACUGCCAUGGAGACGCUGUCAGACAUGCGGGAAGCCAUGCCACUGGGGGUCCACCUGCCCUUUGUGGGCUACUCCUACUCCUGCAUGGCCCUCAGGGACGAGGAGGUCCCAGGCCCCACAGCCAUGGAACUGGAGGCCGAGCCAUUGCCUGAGCCACCUGUGCAAGCAGCCAGCCCGGAGCCCACCGUGCCCCCACCGGAGGAAACAGCUGAAGCGGCGAUUCCGGAAGCCAUUCCAGCCUCGGCGGAGGCCCAGGAGGCCCGGAUGACGCUGCGGGAACUCCAGGAGGCCCUGGAGGAGGAGGUGCUUACUCGGCAGAGCCUGAGCCGGGAGCUGGAGGCCAUCCGCACAGCUAACCAGAACUUUGCCAGUCAGCUCCGUGAGGCCGAGGCCCGGAACCGAGACCUGGAGGCGCACGUCCGGCAGCUGCAAGAGCAGAUGGAGCUGCUGCAGGCCCGGGGAGAUGCAGCUGUCACGGGGGUCCCCAGUCCCCGGGCCACGGAUCUACCUUCCCAUCUAGAUGGCCCCCCGGCCUGGCUCUGGGCCAAUGCCCGCUGGUGGGGCCAGGCCAUGCACCGCCGCCACCUGCUGCUCCCUGCCAGGGUCCCUAAGCCUGACCUAUCGGAGGCGCGUUCCCUGCUCCUGUUCGCCGUUGCUCUGGCUGCUGCCGCCGCCUUGGGCUGCACUGGGUUGGUGGCCUACGCCGAACAUCUCGCCCCGGUCUGGCGCCACCCAGGAGCCGCCUUCGCCCCCUGAACCCUAGAACCCCAAGCCGGAGGGUUGGGUGACCUGGGCCAUCGCCCAGAAGCCGCUCCCGCCGCCUCCGCGUUCUCAACGCUCCAAGCGUGGGUCUCCACCCCAGCUCCAGCCCUGUGAUCCGGGCCCGCCCCCUGGCGGCCGGGGAGGGAGGAGCCGGGCCCGCGGUCGGAGCUCGGCGCUCCAGGAAGGCUUGUAACCGGGGGGAAUCGCAGACCACUUCCUUCCUGCGGCCUGGCUGAGGCCCCGACAUGGAUGGGCAAACUGCCAUCUAGAGAAGGCAGCAGGGCCAGGGCUCGGCCAUCAGUUUAUCACCCUCCCCGCCUCCCCACUGCCCCUACCCCGCCCCCAUCGGCUCGCAGACCACAAAUCCUUCUGCAUGAGGCCCCGCUAUCCCGGGAACGUCCUCUUCCCGCGGCGAACGUCUAGUGCGAGCUCCGCCCGCCCGCUCUCUCGGGAACCUUGUGCUUUUGCCAGCCCCGCUCUUUCGGGGACUCCCGCGCCCUCCUCACGUGAGCUGCUCUCGGAGCCACUGCAGGCUCCGCCCGCCUCGGCAGUUUGGGUAUUUAUUGACCUGUCCUCCGACCCGCUGACAGGCUCCAGGACCCCAGCGCCCUAAUCCACGUUUGGGAUGCACUGAGACCCCGACAUUCCUCAGUAUUUAUUGUCUCUCCCCACCUAGGACCCCACCCCCGAUCCUCGCGAAUAAAAGGCCCUCCCGUCUGCCCAAA
Lontra canadensis (Northern American river otter) is the source of this 2775-nucleotide messenger RNA. RefSeq names its product DM1 protein kinase (gene DMPK). The record is from RefSeq and is a predicted model, not a curated record. Gene Ontology annotation, biological process: peptidyl-threonine phosphorylation; actomyosin structure organization. Lineage: Eukaryota; Metazoa; Chordata; Mammalia; Carnivora; Mustelidae. Gene Ontology annotation, molecular function: protein serine/threonine kinase activity; ATP binding. Gene Ontology annotation, cellular component: cytoskeleton; cytoplasm.